AAUACAAAUAAUGAAUGCCACAGUUUUAAAGUUGUUGGGUGAGCGGGUAUAUAUUUAUAAAAUGAUAAAUUAAUAAACUAUUGUAAUGUUAUUCAGAAUAUUGUUUUGCUAAUGAGAUCAUUUUUUCCAUUUUAAAGAGAAGUAACUUACUAUUAAGUCUUAAACACACAAAAAAAGAGGAGUGAUUGGUUGGUGCUUAAAACAUGAUUAUCUUCUGAAAAUAAUUGCUGGGGUAAAAGAAAGGUUGUUUUUAGAAUUUUAACUUAUAUCACUUAAACGUGGAUUUUGUUUUGGUUUGGGAAUCGAGUAACGGAGAAUGUUUGGUUUGGUGUGUGUGUCAGGGCCAGAGAAAAUCCUUGAAAUCUUAUCUUCGAACCUAUGUACAGAAAUAAGGAUGGUUAUUAUGCUAUGCAGGUUGAUUUUUUAACAGCCAACAUCAACAUUAAGUGUGAUGCCAGCUGGAGUUCAGAAGUUUAUGAUAACUUUAAGGAUUAUGUGAAAGGAAAACAGGACUCUUCAACUUAUGGUGAAAGUAUCACAGUAACUCCUGAAAUAGAUUUCAGCUCCACGAUUUCCAAUAUGGAUUUUUCAACAAAGAUACCUUCAGUGUUCAGCAGAAGCUCUAGUACAAGCAAUGAUGUUGAGAAAACCAGAGAUUUUUUUACUAAGGAAAGAGGAUCCAUAGCUGUCUCAGAAGCAGUUUGUUUUACCGAAAGAGUGGACAUAAGUGAAAAAUCACGAAAAAUAUUUGCUUUUACUUUUGAGCUGAAUGUUCUCUUACUGUACAAUGCAUCUUUUGCUGAUGAGGGAACAAAAUUGGAGGCUUUUAAAGCAUUUAUAAAUGAGUUUGGAACUCAUUAUUCAUCAAGCACUGAAAUGGGAACAAAAAUAAGUGUUGAGAGAAGAUACACUGCGGAGGAAAGAAUAAUGUCUGACAAAGAAGAACUGCGUGCCUGUAACACUUUGGUUGGAAGUCAAGUAUUAGGAUUCCAGGCAGAAGUGAGUAAAAUGAAUUGCAGCAAUACCAAUCUCAUGAAUAUGGGUUCAAAUUCUGAUAGCCUGGAGAGAACUGUCAUAUCUACUUUUGGAAGCUUUAUUGCUGAAAGUCUCCUAGAGUGGACUGAGCAAGUAAUAACUCUAGUACAGAACGGAGAUUUUGAACCUCAUGCCAUUAAAAGAAAACUUGUGCCAAUAGAAGACCUUUUUUUAAGAGAAAAUUUUGAGCACUUGAAAGUAGAUGGAAACAAAAUAGACGUUUCUGUUAUCCGCCCUUGGUUCCAAGAAUAUAUAGCAAGGUACUGUGAUAUAUUCCAAAUUGACUGUAAUUUGUCUGGCUGUGGAAUUGAUGACAAUUGUCCUAAACACCAACUUUGUAAGAACAAUUUUAAUAAGACAGUUGGCAAGGAUGGAUUGAGAUAUACCUGCAGAAAUAAGAGAGUAAAAUUAAUUCUGUUCAAUGGACAGAGCUAUAUAGGUGAAGUGAAUAGUCUAAACCAGCCCCAUGGAUCUGGAAAAUUGUAUAGAGAUAAGCUUCAAGAAAUACUGGAAUAUUCUGGCUCCUUCAAAAUGGGCCUAAUGGAUGGUCAUGGGACUUUUUACUACAAGGAUGGGGCAGUACAGUACAUCGGACAAUUUACAAAAGGGAUGAUAAAUGGAUAUGGAGUACAUUACUUUCAGAAUGGUAAAAUUAUGUAUGAUGGAGAGUGGAAAUUUGGAAGUUUUAUCAAAGGAAAAUUGUUUACUGAGGAAGGUGAAUUGUUUAAUGAAUAUUUGUGAAAUGACAAUGAUGAACCUCCUGCUUAGUACAUCUUUAUAAACAAUUGUGAUUAAAUGUUUUUCAGAUUAAAGACAUAAAUGCGAAUAUUAUCAGAAUUGUUUAUUAUAUCGUAUUUCUGACCUUAUAAAUUCAAUAUUUAUGAACAUGAUUGAACAAAUUUGAGACAUGUAACAUCUAUGAAGUUAAUAUAUUUCAACAUUAUUUUAUAAAUACAAAGGAAAAAGAAUAA
Eurytemora carolleeae is the source of this 2006-nucleotide messenger RNA. RefSeq lists its product as uncharacterized. Lineage: Eukaryota; Metazoa; Arthropoda; Copepoda; Calanoida; Temoridae. The coding region runs from base 379 to 1776 and encodes 465 amino acids. The transcript has 22 exons. The record is from RefSeq and is a predicted model, not a curated record.